This is a messenger RNA of Plasmodium fragile, 5598 nucleotides long. RefSeq lists its product as uncharacterized. The coding region runs from base 1 to 5598 and encodes 1865 amino acids. The record is from RefSeq and is a predicted model, not a curated record. The transcript has a single exon. Lineage: Eukaryota; Apicomplexa; Aconoidasida; Haemosporida; Plasmodiidae.
AUGCAAAACAUCGUUGACCCCGAUAGCACAUGUAGUGGCAAUUCAAUUUCACAAAAGUGUAAUAACGACUCGCAUAUUUUUAAGGAAGGCAAACAACACAAUGGUAGCCAAAAUGGAAGAGAUGCAGAGCAAGAACAAAUGGAAAAUAACUACUUACUAAACCAAAACAAGCAAAAGAGUGGACCACAUAUAAGUGAAGAAAACACCACGGUGAAGACCAACAACAAUGCACACAGAGAAUGUAAAGUAGAACCUCACACGGAUAAUAUUCAUCAUGCCUUUUCUGCUAAUUGUCUAAAGAGUAAAAGCACAUCAAAGGAUUUUUUAACCAAUGAGGAAGAAACGAGCACAAAAAAGAGCCUUGAAGAGGCCGUCAAUAGAAGGAAAAAAAUUAACGAAAUGAUUGCAGCGUACAAUUCUUUAAAUUUAAGUUUAUCCAGUUGCAAUUUCGGCAAUUUGAACAAUUUGGACAAUUUGGACAUUAGAAAGAAAACGUCUCUUUACAAUUCUGAUCAUAGCGCUGCUGUGGAUUAUCAGCACCAAAUGAGUUACAAGAAAAAAAUUUCUGGAGGCAACUACUCAGGUGUGACGAAUGAGGCGGAGGAGAUAAAGGGAGAGCCUUACAACGGAAGAGGGGGUUGUGUUAAUAAUGAGAUCGCGAGAUUGUCUAGGAGCAACUACUCGAAUAGUUUACUCCACCGCGGGGGGAACUUCACAGGAGGGGACGGCCUGGUGUGCAGAAUAAAGGACCUGUCAGCAGGUCACGGGAAUGGUAACGAAAAGUGCCACAAAAAUUCGAGCGAUCAGUCCCAAGAUGACGACGAAUUGGAAGACUAUAAAACAUUCGUAACCCUAGAUAGCAACCAUACCAUAUUCAAGACCAAGCCCCUGAAGCUUCCGGACCUCUCCUUCCUUCAUAACAGCAGCCGUGUUUACAGCACCUUGGAUUUUAGCAACGCGGGGGAAGACAAUCACAGUAGUAACAACAACCGCUUCUGCAGAAAUAGAAUUCUGUACGAGAGUUUGGAAGGCCUCUCCUCCUUCGAUCACGAUGGGGACGACGACAGUGUUGGUGGUGGUGUCAAUGUUUGUGGAGAUAUGAACAUCUCUCACGUGAUGGACCCUCACACGAAGCCUAACCCCAUCUCGGAGAAGAGCGCAGAAAACGAUGCACUGCGAAAGAAGACAACAGGUAUGCCUGAGAGCAGUCAUCAAAAUUGCGUGGACAAAAAUACCAUGUUCUUCGACCCGAGGAAGGAAAGUAAAAAAAACGUCGCUAAGAAUUUCUUAAAAAGUAGUAGACUGAAAAACUACAACGUAGAACAACUAAUUAAUGAAAGCAUUAACCGGAUUGGUCACGUGAGCCCGGUUAGUCGCACCGGAGGCCCCAAUGUGAAUCGCUUCCAUUGCGGCGAAAACCGCGAGAGAAACAGGAGUCACUCCAAAAGGCAUACAAACGAAAGGAACACUGACCAGAACAACGCAAUGGAGUUUAAUUUUGUAAAAAAUGAUUCCAUAUGCAAUAACAGUUAUCGUAGACAAACCGCCGAUUUGGGAGGUACUAAAAUUUCUAUGCAUAUCCGCGCAUCAAAUGCCAAAAUCGAAAAAGGCACAAACUAUUUAAGACGAAUCAGUAACACAUGCGACAUUUGUCCAGCUACCUACAACUGUGAGGAUGGACCUGAAGGCAUAUGCAAUGACAGAGGCGAACGACACAUACGCAGUAGUGAUAAGUAUGCAAAUACGCAUACGCAGUAUGGGCAUCCGUAUGAUGUGAAAAAAAGGGGGCAGGAAAGUGAAACACACCGCAACAGUUUACACCGUAGUAAUUGGCACUGCAAUAGUUUGCCCCGACGCCAUUCCUACCUUCACAACAUACAACAAUUUAAAGAAAUGCUGCUGAGCGUGGCAACAGAUAAUCUAAACGAAUAUGCAAAGUGCCUACAGAGUAUCAACAACGAAAAGUUAAAGAGCUACAAGUACUGCAUCAAGAGAGUGAAUGAUUAUAAUAUUAGUCAAUAUUUGAGUGCGACGUUUCGCGCGUCCAUUCCAGUGAAAGGCAUUGAAGAGUCGGUGCUGACCAACUCGGAUACCUUUUCUUCCGUUCGCAACUCGGCGUACGAGAAUGAUGAGUCAAGUGUGUCCCCCCACGGCGGAGACACGAGUUGUGAGGAGUUGGCGAAUGUGAGCAUUGCAGGUGGUGAUAGUAACAGUGAGUGUACCGGCGACUGCGUUAGCGAGUGGCAUGGAGCCAAUGGCAGAUUAAAAGUUUACAAAAAGAAAAAAAAAAUUAAACGCACCAAUUGCCUGGAACAUAUCCCCAAGGGCGAAUUUAAUUCGUGUCCAGAAAAAAUAAAAAGUGAAAGAAACGACACCACAGGCGUAAGUCGUAUUGAUCAAAACUAUAUGCACAACGGAAAGAGCAGCUAUGCAUACGAGAAAAGCCAGAAGCAGAGAAAAAGGCAGACAUAUGCAAUUAGGCAAUGCAAAUUAGCGAACGUUACAAAUAGUAGUCUUCAACUUAACUAUGUUGACCAGAAUUUAAAAAGACAAAACAAAACGUGUGAACAGCCACUGGAUGGAAAAACGUACUUGGAUGGAAGGAGAAACAUAUGUGGCCGCGAUUGCAGUGACUACAGCGAUUGCAGCGGUUGCGGAUGCUAUAGCUGCGCGCGCACACCGAACGGCCAAACCGCGCAGUUUUUAAAAAAAACACACGAAAGCAAAGUCAAGUAUCCCCAUAGCAAAAGCUGUGGUGGGAAAAACAAACAAAAUGCAUUUCUUUCCCUCGACGCAGAUUCAAAGAACCACAACGACCUACUUAAAAGCUCGUCCAUUUCUCCAAGUAGCCUGUGCGAAGGGGACUACAAAGAAUUAGCCUUUAAAGACGAACCAAGUGGUCGCCAAGACAUUUUUGCAAAUGUGAAAAGCAUAAGCAAUUGUAAUGACACCCUCAUGGAUGACCUCAUGAGGAAGGACUCAACAAAGGGCGGUGGACAUAGGGGCGAAAAGAGUACCUUUAAGAAUGACAUCGAUCUUAAGGUGAGUGAAAAUUUGGGUGAUUACACCGAAGUGAAUUAUUUGCAAGAGUUUCCUCUCCUGAGGGAGGACAAUAAAUGUGUGAACAUAUAUAAUAUAAUGCGCAACGUAGAUCAAGGGGACCCUCACGAGAGGACUUUCAAGGAAAAUGGUCCACACCCCAUUGUAGAAUUCAACUCGAAUGGUUAUCCACUCGCACCAAACCUUCACAACCAAAAUGGCACAAAUGAACUGGGAAGGAACAACCACACAAGGGACAAGAAGCAAUCAUGUUCCACCAGAGGGGUGUCCGAAAAGUAUUUCGUAGAAAGUGAAAAAUUAAGUGAACCCCAUCCAACAGGAGAGGAAAGGAGCAAUGCGAGCUGUCAAAAUUAUGACCCCUUUGAAGAUAAGAGGUUCACAAAUGUUGUAAGUCUGUACCGUAGGGACAAUUCUAAUGAGGUCGAAACGGAUGGGAGAGGAACAAGCCCCCCAUUCUAUGACCUACAAAGGGAUAGCAUGACCAAUUGCGACUCCCCAUUUUUAAGUAAAAAAGAAAAAGACAUGAAGAAAGGGGGAAACCAUGUUUUAAGUUUCAUUGUAGAAGAAAGUCAACACAAUUAUGAUAGGCACAGAGAGGACCACAAAAUGGAUGUCGAAAAUACCCCCCUGGUGAAUAAUCCAUACAGUUGUAAAAAAUCACGUCUUCAUUGCGGAGAGAAGUACGAAGGAAAAGGCAUUGAAGAAAUUAUUAAAAAUAACAAAACGAGGAUUGAGCACCUGUAUGAUAGUGAAGGAAGUCAAAGUCAUGUUUGCAUGGGUGAAAAUAUUAGUGGAUUUACACACACCGUGGAGGAUGAGAUGGAACCAAAGCAGAAUGAGACCCCUUUCUUUGUUCACAAAAUUGAUAAUUCGUGUAGCUCGCAAAAUGAUCCCUCCUUAUAUUCAGUUAACUUUAACUCAUAUAAUGAGCAGAUGGAAGAUAAAAAUAUAAUUUCGUGUUCUCUGGACAGCUUCAAUGAAGAGUUUAUUGCCCCCAUAUCGGUUCCCACCCCUGCGGCAUCCAUUUUCUCAGAUGGAAGUGUCUAUUCCCCGCAUAAAGGAAACUUAAAUGGGGAGGAAUCUCCCCACCAGGGAGGUGUAAACGUAGAAAUGAACACGGGAAGGGAUCUACCGGUAGGAGGACCUUUCCAGAUGUACCACCAAAAUUAUAAUUGUGAUACAAACCAGAUGGGGUACCAUAAAAUUGGUGUGGUUAAUAAAAAAUGUGACUAUGACUCGUUAGGUCUUCCCCAGGAUUAUUUUCCAAAAAGGGAAGACACUAUCCAAUGUAGUAGUAACCAUUUCACCAAUUUAACAGAAGGAGGGAACUACAGCUCCAUCACCACACCUGGUGAACUCCUAAACAAGUUCUCAACAAAGAAAGACGAAUCGAUGGUGGAAAAGAAAUUUAACCCAUCUGAUAAAAAGAUAAGUAAUGAAGAAAGUAACACAUACAAAGGAAAACGAAUGGGUGAUCAUAUAGAUAACGAAAAUGUGAAUCUCCAUUUUCAACGCAAAGGUAGCAUCGUGCAAAGAACUAAUCAGACGUACCACCAGCAGAGCAGCUCAUCAUCUGAUAGGGCAAGAAAUGACACAAUCGGAGAGGAAGGAAAUGGAUUGAAGAAGAAGGGGAAAAAAAAUGAACUUGACAAAAUUGUAAAUACACUAGAAAUAAAAGAAACAAAGAUAAAGACCAAGCAAGGAAUUUUUGAAAUAACAUCAGAGGGAAAAGUUCUCUUCACCUUUUUCGGCAGAUCAGAAAUUAAAGAAUACAAAAAGGUAAAGAAGCAUAAGGUAAAUAUAGACAUCUCGAAACCGAGGAAGCUAUUAUUUAUAAUCGAAAUAAAUGGAAUAGACAUAAAAAUAAAGGACGUACUGUUAGAUGAUGUGUUGGAUUUCUACAACCUACUUGAAGAAGAACUGCCCAAGUCGCAUCAAGUAAGAUACGAGUAUGCUUAUGACGUCAUCGAGACGUUGAAAAAACACACCCCUAAGGUAUCUCUAACGAAGAGGUGGUUCGGGGUGUACAACCUUAUGAGUAAUGGAAGUACCCCCGAUUUUAUGGCUACACUGAAAAAUAAUAUGUUUAUUGACAAAAUUGAAAUUAAGAACAACCAGGUCAUGUUUGCCUUGAAGGAGGGGAACACCGUAACGCUCAAUAUUGACGAUUUGAACGGGGUCACCACCAAAAUGACGAGGCAGUUGCGGGAAAGAGCCAAAAAUACCACAGAGGAAGACGCCAAAAACGGAUGUGAAGCACUCCUCAGAGAUAAGGUUUCCGUCGAUGAACAAGAUGUUAAAGCUGUUUUACUCAAUUUGCAAUUACUCCUAAAAAAGACAGGAGUGUCCAUAGAUAUAGUCAUCCAAAACUGGUGUAAUACUUUACAGGCUUACUCACAAUGCCUGGACCUGUUGACAAAAGGGAACGCAGAAUAUACACUCAGGCUAAGGAAAGCCUUGAGCGACAUAACAGCAACAACUGAGCUGCACAGGAGGGACAUUUAUUUUUCCAUAUUUCCUGUCAUAGUUGAGGAGUGA